Molecule: messenger RNA, 2490 nt
Organism: Beauveria bassiana ARSEF 2860
Lineage: Eukaryota; Fungi; Ascomycota; Sordariomycetes; Hypocreales; Cordycipitaceae
Product: AdoMet-dependent rRNA methyltransferase spb1
Exons: 3
Coding region: 1-2490 (829 amino acids)
Biological process (GO): maturation of 5.8S rRNA from tricistronic rRNA transcript (SSU-rRNA, 5.8S rRNA, LSU-rRNA); rRNA methylation; maturation of LSU-rRNA from tricistronic rRNA transcript (SSU-rRNA, 5.8S rRNA, LSU-rRNA)
Cellular component (GO): nucleolus; nucleus; preribosome, large subunit precursor
Molecular function (GO): rRNA (guanine) methyltransferase activity; rRNA (uridine-2'-O-ribose)-methyltransferase activity
Source: RefSeq, a predicted model, not a curated record
AUGGCGAUUCAGAAGAAGCACGGCAAAGGCCGCUUGGAUAAGUGGUACAAACUUGCCAAGGAAAAAGGCUAUCGAGCAAGAGCUUCUUUCAAACUUGUGCAAUUAAACAAGAAAUAUGGCUUCUUGGAAAAGAGCAAGGUCCUGCUGGACCUUUGCGCUGCGCCGGGAUCUUGGUGCCAGGUCGCUUCCGAAGUAAUGCCCGUCAAUAGUCUCAUUGUUGGCGUCGACUUAUCACCUAUCAAACCCAUUCCGAGAGUCAUCACUUUCCAGAGCGACAUUACGACCGAGAAGUGUCGGGCUACCAUUCGACAACACCUGAAGACAUGGAAAGCCGACACCGUUCUUCAUGAUGGCGCGCCCAAUGUUGGUACUGCAUGGGUGCAAGAUUCGUUUAACCAGGCAGAACUUGCGCUACAAGCCAUGAAGCUGGCAACGGAAUUCCUGGUUGAGGGCGGCACUUUUGUCACGAAGGUUUUCCGAUCGAAAGAUUAUAAUCCACUGUUGUGGGUUUUGAAUCAACUCUUCACGCAUGUCGAAGCAACGAAGCCACCAUCCUCUCGUAACGUUUCCGCCGAAAUCUUCGUUGUGUGCAGAGGUUACAAGGCCCCGAAGCGCAUCGAUCCUCGUUUCCUGGAUCCCCGAUCGGUAUUCGCUGAACUAGCUGGUGCCACACCCAACAACGAAGCCAAAGUUUACAACCCUGAAGUGAAGAAGAGAAAGCGAGACGGCUACGACGAGGGCGACUAUACCCUGUACAAAGAAGUACCCGCGAGUGAAUUCAUACAUACAAUGGACCCGAUCGCUAUUUUGGGAAGCUGCAACAAACUAUCAUUCCAACAGCCUCUCAAUGGAGACGUCGCCUUGGCUGCUUUGGACAAGCUGCCGGAGACGACGCCUGAAAUUCGCGAUUGCUGCUCCGACCUCAAGACUCUCGGGCGCAGAGACUUCAAACUUCUCUUGAAAUGGAGACUCAGGGUUCGGGACAUAUUCGGCCUUGCUACAAAGGAAAAGGCUGUAGCUGCAGCAUCAGAAGAAGUUGCCGAGGUGGGGGAAAUGGACGAAGAACUUCAAAUUCAGGAAGAAUUGCAAGCUAUGCGAGACCGGGAUAGCGCUAAGAAGAAGAGGGAAAAGAGAAGGGAAAACGAGAAGAGGCAAAAAGAGAUUGUCCGCAUGCAAAUGAACAUGAUCAGCCCGAUGGACAUUGGUAUGGAGGAAGCGGGGCCAAUCGGAGAAGAUGCGAUGUUUGCGCUGAAAACCGCGGACAAAACCGAAGCCAUGCGUCGACUAAAUCGUGGCAAGAUGGCAACAAUAACGGAUGCCAAACCUGUCGAUGACCGGGAUUCCGCUAGCGAUAGCGAUGAGAGUGAUUAUGAAGAAGAUCGGCUCGAGCGCGACUUGGAUUCCAUGUAUGAGAACUACAAAGAGCGAAAGGCCGAAUCUGAUGCGAAAUAUCGUGCAAAGAAAGCAAGGGAGCAGCGAGGCGAUGAUGAGUGGGAGGGUCUAUCUGCAAACGAAGGCGAGGAGUCCGAUUCUAGUGCCUUGGAAGAAGAAGAUGAUGAUUCAUCUACCGACGAGGAUGAAGGCCCAGCACAAGGCCUGCUAAAAACCUUUGAUGAGGAGCAAAGCGACGCAAAUGGACUUUCUAGCCGGGCUGCUGCCUUUUUCAGUCAAGACAUCUUCAAAGGAAUUACCGAAGCACUGCCAAAGGCUGGAAAGAUUGAGGAGCCUGUCGUUGACGAAGACGAGGAGAUCCGCAAUUUGAAGCCUACGACCAACAUCGGAAAGGAAAGACAAACUGCUUCUAGUAAAAACGGCCGGUCUGGUACUCGGGCGAAUACGAUGGAGAAUGGUGGCAAACCGGAAGUCAUCUCAGGAGCCGACGAAGAAGAGGAUUGGGAGAAUACGAAAACGAAGCGUCCAGAUGGGCAACUAGACAUUGACAUUAUUACUGCCGAAGCCAUGACUCUGGCACACCAGUUGGCCAGUGGAAAGAAGACGAGUCAGGAUGUCAUUGAUGAUGGUUUUAAUAAGCAUGCUUUCCGCGAUCGAGAUGGGCUACCUGAAUGGUUUAUCGAAGAUGAAUCCAAGCAUGACAAGCCUCAUAAGCCCAUUACCAAAGCGGCUGCACAGGCUAUCAAGGAGAAACUGCGCGCGUUCAACGCUCGUCCAAUCAAGAAAGUGCGGGAAGCGAAAGCCAGAAAGAAGAUUAAAGCUGCGCAGAAGCUGGAACGCCUCAAGAAGAAGUCGGAUAUGCUGGCUGCUGAUGAAGGCAUGACAGAAAAGGAAAAGGCCGACAGUAUCGCAAAAUUGCUGGGCAGAGCCGCACGCAAGAAGCCGAGCAGGCCAGCUAAACUCGUCGUGGCGCGUGGUGCGAACAGGGGUAUCAAGGGCCGACCCAACGGCGUCAAGGGUCGCUACAGGAUCGUCGAUGCCAGAAUGAAGAAGGAGCUGAGAGCGCAGAAGAGAAUUUCACAAAAGAAGAAGAAAUAG